AAAAAACACAGAGACGAAGAAGAAACAGCGCAGACGACAGGACCAGGAAGAAGACUUGAGAAGCUUCAGUAAAGUUGAGCCAAGAUGGGGGCUUUAGCUAGCCUGUUUAAGUUCGGCAAGAAAGAAAUGAGGAUCCUGAUGGUAGGACUGGAUGCUGCUGGAAAGACCACCAUCCUGUACAAGCUCAAACUGGGAGAAAUUGUUACCACGAUCCCGACCAUUGGCUUUAAUGUUGAGACGGUUGAAUACAAGAACAUCAGUUUCACAGUGUGGGAUGUCGGUGGUCAGGACAAAAUCAGGCCACUCUGGAAGCACUACUUCCAAAACACACAAGGUCUUAUCUUCGUGGUGGAUAGUAAUGACAGGGAGCGAGCUAACGAGGCCAAGGAGGAGCUGAUGAGAAUGCUGGCCGAAGAUGAGCUGACGGAUGCUGUGCUGCUUGUGUUUGCCAACAAACAGGACCUGCCCAAUGCCAUGAAUGCAGCUGAGGUCACAGACAAGCUGGGCCUACACAGCCUGCGCCAUCGUAACUGGUACAUCCAGUCCACGUGUGCCACUAGUGGAGAUGGCCUCUACGAGGGUCUUGAUUGGCUUUCAGGCCAGCUAAAGAAAGGAAAAUGAUCAGUCAGUCCCCCUCCUGUCUUUCAUCUUUGUCUGCGGUGUGAUGGGAUCCUGUACUGGUCCUGUUCUCAUUCUCUCCUUUCCUCUCUUUCCUCUAAAGCGUUGGACCUUUGGUCAGUGCUCCCCUGCAUAUUUGUUCUGUAGGGGUGUGUAUUUCUGGAUGGGUGAAUGUGAGUGGAAGCCGCCAUGUUGUGCCCAGAACACAGUUAACUCUGUCAUUCCUCUCAGUGUCAGCACAUCCCAAAUCACUGGUCGUCACAAAGCAAAGAAGCACAGAGGAUGUUUUGUCCUGUGUAAUUCACAUUUUACUUCUGCUUGUGACAUUAAGGCCUAUUUGAUGACCGUUAUUUCACCCUGACAGUAUACCGCAGUGUAACCUGUGUUAUGUCUGAUGCAAUAAAAUAUAGUAUCAGUUCACAUUCUUUUAAAAAUAAUGAGUUUUGGUGGAUCAAAGUUUCUGAAGCUGCAGUGAACACUGGAUACGUAUUGAUUCUCUCUUAUAGUUUAAUAUUUCAGAUUUUUUUUGUUUGAAUCUGUCAGUCUGUACACUGCAAGUCUUGUUAAUGGUCAGAAUGUAAUCGGCAUCUGUGCCUGAAGAUAAGUGUCCUCAUUGGUUGAAUCAUUUCUUCAGUUUUUAAAUUCAAUUGAGUCCCUCCUCUAAAAGUUAUCCCUCUUAUGGCAAUAACCUGACAUUAAUUUUUACGUGUCCUUGUUUUUUUACAUGACUGGGUCUGGAACAAGCAAUAAAUGUCACAGCAAAUGUUUACAUAUAUGGAGGUGUGUUGAGUGUAGCUACUGGUGGAUGUGUGUAUCCUCGUGGUGCUGUGUGGGUUUCAGCUACAUCCAGUUACUGGAACAGAGAGGCCUUUUGUUUGUGUGGGAGUUUCUCCCACAAUGGAUUUUUAAUUUACUGGUAGUCUUAUUUUCUUUUGUAUGUCAUUCUUUGGGUCAGUUUUCUAUUUUAUUUUUUUGUUUUUAAUGUAACUGUUGAUGCACGCACGACCUGGUUUACUUUAGCAUGAGCUGACGUGUCAGGUGUGCAGUCUUUUGAGUAAAAUGCUCUCGGGACCAAUUGGUUUGAUUCAAAAAGGGCUCAUUGUGUUUGGCUCAAUUUUUGAUCUGCCUGCACAGGGUGAAGUCGCCCCCUCCUGUGUCUUUUAGAGGGGACUCACAUUGCGCUGUGAUUGACGGUACGGUUGAAUUGGAAGUGUUCGCCCUGGCCCACUUCAUGAAUCAGCACUGUAAAUGCUUCCUCAAUGCUUCAGGCUUUAUGGUGUUUUCCCAGCAUGUAGCAAGGGUGCUUCCCCUGGAGUUAUUUACAUUUUGUCCCUCUGAUGCCAUUUGCACAACCUCUUUACCUUGCACAACACUGGCCUAUGUAAAGACAGCGGUUCAUUCAUCAGCAUUUGCAAUGUACCCACAGACAAUAGCCCCUCUCAUUGCUCUGUGCCAGCAGACCAUAUGAAUGUUGCACCAGUUAACCCAGUAGCAGAAUAGUUUCCACACACAUCCACUGAUGCCAAAGGCUCCUGUUAUUACUAAGAAACCAAUCUUGAACUGUGCACACCCUUCACUGACAGAAGAUGACUUUAAGGUCAUAAUAUCACACUGACUUCUAAAGGAAAAUUAAUUUUCCCUUUGUUUUUCUACAACUGAACAUUUAGAUGUUUUUUUUCUGGGAAGUUUGGGUAACUGACUAUUUAUGUGGGUUUUCUUUGUCCUUACAUUGAGGUAUUUUUUAAGUAUCAGAGUUCAUAGCAUAAGUGGUCUGGUAUACAGCAAGAAAUACAAAUGUAUAUAAUGUUUUGUAAGAAAAUGUAUUUGAACUUGACAUCGUCCACCUACCCUUGUUCAGAUGGGAAGCUUUAAUUUUCAUGAUGGUUUCAGUACAAAUGACAAGGCAUGUGCAUAUGUAUGUCUUCAUUACCUUACGCUUUUUAUACUCAUUUUGUAACAUCUGAUAAAUGCACUAUAAUAAAGAGAUCUUAAUGGUA
Epinephelus moara (kelp grouper) is the source of this 2615-nucleotide messenger RNA. It is a transcript of the gene arf2a, whose product is annotated as ADP-ribosylation factor 2a. The transcript is spliced from 5 exons. The coding region runs from base 85 to 621 and encodes 178 amino acids. Gene Ontology annotation, molecular function: GTPase activity; GTP binding. The record is from RefSeq and is a predicted model, not a curated record. Lineage: Eukaryota; Metazoa; Chordata; Actinopteri; Perciformes; Serranidae. Gene Ontology annotation, biological process: vesicle-mediated transport; intracellular protein transport. Gene Ontology annotation, cellular component: cytoplasm; plasma membrane.